CUUGCGCAUUUCAAUGUUGUGAUUUUAAGUGCAACAACAUGUCUGCCUCCAUGGUGCGAGCGACCGUCCGAGCGGUCAGCAAAAGAAAGAUACUGCCUACAAGAGCCGCUCUGACACUGACUCCAUCGGCUGUGAACAAGAUCAGGAUAUUGUUGCAGGACAAGCCAGAAUAUAUCGGUUUGAAGGUCGGAGUGAGAACACGUGGCUGCAAUGGACUGACUUACACACUGGACUACACUAAGGAGAGAGAAAAAUCUGAUGAGGAAGUGCUGCAGGAUGGUGUAAGGGUGUUCAUAGAGAAGAAGGCUCAGCUGACCCUUCUGGGCACUGAGAUGGACUUUGUGGAGUCAAAGCUGUCCAGUGAAUUUGUCUUCAAUAAUCCCAACAUCAAGGGAACAUGUGGCUGUGGAGAAAGCUUCAACAUAUGAGCAUCACGGGACCUCUAUCCUCCCUGCACCCUUAUUAUUCCAAACCCCGUCCCACCCACAAAGACUGAGAGACUGAAUGUUGACGAGGAAGUCGGACAUGAGGAAAUCUCUGAGAUACAGACGUGCCUGCGUUCCCACCACUGCUCUUCCUGCAGGCCACUUGCACACGCACACUCGUGAAGCCCAUGUACGUUUCAUGCUUAGAGGAAGGUUUGAAUAUAGUCGAUGUAGUCAAAAACCAUCUCAACAUAUUGAUUAUAGAUUCAGAUACCUUUGAUCUUGACAACUGCUUUUUUAUUUGUGGCACUGCAUCUAAAAAACUAUAGAAGGACCUCAAAGGCGAAGGUGUUUUUUUUUUUUAUUCUGUGACUAGCUGCCAUCUUACACAUACACGCACAAUAUUUUCAGUCAAAUUUCACCAUGACUUGUAUGCAGGAGGGAAUGGUACAUGAGCAACACUGAAGCUGAGAGCUGAUCAGGUUUGCGUUAGUAAAGCUAAGAAGAUGAAGCGUGAUACUUUUAAGUAUUCUGUUUUCAAGUUUGAAUCUAUCCACUAACAUCUAUAGACGUCAAGGUCGACAUCAGCCGUUUGAUAAACACGCUGUGAGACAGUGUGCUAUCAUCCAGUGUCAUGUACCAGUGGUAUGCAAAAGUGGAAGAGUUUGAGUGUCUUGAAUCUGCUUUAUUAGUUUGUAUAAGUAUCUAUUUAUCUCUGUGUGUAAAUAUAAAGAAUGUAAAUCUCCCAUGAACCACACAAGCGCACAAAAAAAACACACACCAAGCAUGUAUCCCUCGUAUAAGAGUACAUGAGGUUUAUGUUGGAUUAUUUUUUGCUUGAUCUAAACCAGGACUUUGUAUAGACUGCUGUUAAGAUUUGUAACCUGUGCAAUAUGUCUGUGUACAUAUGAAAUAAUAAAUAGCUGAAUCCAGUAA
Morone saxatilis (striped sea-bass) is the source of this 1361-nucleotide messenger RNA. It is a transcript of the gene isca1, whose product is annotated as iron-sulfur cluster assembly 1. Gene Ontology annotation, molecular function: 2 iron, 2 sulfur cluster binding. The record is from RefSeq and is a predicted model, not a curated record. The coding region runs from base 39 to 428 and encodes 129 amino acids. The transcript has 4 exons. Gene Ontology annotation, cellular component: cytoplasm; mitochondrion. Gene Ontology annotation, biological process: iron-sulfur cluster assembly. Lineage: Eukaryota; Metazoa; Chordata; Actinopteri; Moronidae.